Molecule: messenger RNA, 4947 nt
Organism: Amphimedon queenslandica
Lineage: Eukaryota; Metazoa; Porifera; Demospongiae; Haplosclerida; Niphatidae
Product: neogenin-like
Exons: 20
Coding region: 1-4860 (1619 amino acids)
Molecular function (GO): protein binding
Source: RefSeq, a predicted model, not a curated record
AUGUUUGUGGGGCGUGGCUCAUUUGCUACACAGCACGUUAUCCUGGCAGGCUCGCCUCAGUUUAAGCCAGCAAUUUGGUCUUCUAUCCCUUCAUCAUUCUACAGGUCAGUCUUAUAUCUUCAGUCCGUGGCAGGAGCUCAGCAGUGGAAGCAAACUGAGUUCCUCCAUUCUUCUCCUGUUCCUAAUAUCACAUUCACUACUACUACUGGUAGAUCACUGGGAGAGAGUUUAACUCUUGAUUGUACAGUUGAUGUGCUAGAUGGAGUAUGCAAUAUUUCUGUUAAUAUCAGUAUGGUAGUAAAGAGUAAAGGACUCACUACCAGUAUUACUGGAUCAGGUGAUACUGCGCUAGUGAAUACAUUUAAUUCUUUAAGAUCAUCUGAUGCUGGGGUCUAUCAAUGUAUUGUUAAUAUCACUCAACUUGGCCCAGACUAUGAAGUUAAUGGGAUGCAAUCUACUGAAGUGAUACUAACGUUACCAACUCCUCCAGUUAUUGUUGAGUAUAAUGCUACUGGACAUUUAGUAGAUGGAGAACUAGCAGAAGGACAGUUUCUUGAUAUUAUGUGUAUAGCUGACAUCAGUCAAUAUAUUGAUACUAGUGUUAGUGUUACUAUGAGUUGGAGGAGAAAUAACACUGUACUGACCAAUGGAAGUGAUUUUACUAUCAGUCCUCCAGUUAUGACUAAUAAUCAGUACACUGGUGUGUUACGUAUUAAUAGUUUAAGAGAUGAAGUUGAUAAUGGUGCUAGUUAUAAUUGUUCAGUUAGUGUAGCUCCUAAUACUCCUUUUAUAAUAGCAGGGAAUGAUAAUAGCAGUGCAGUUACAUUAACUGUAGCAAGGUUCGAUGUCAAUCAUGUUGAUAUAAGUAUCAAUAUUCCUUCUGUUCCUGUUGCUGGUGAUGUAUUCAAUUUAUCUUGUGUUAUAGUUGUACCUCCUAAUUUUGUUGAGAAUCUUACUAGUGUCAGAUGGACGUAUGAUUUAGAAGCAUCUCAAGAUGUGACUAGUGAAAACAAUGAUGCUACACUAGUACCUGUUGUUAGAAAUGGAAAUAUAUUAACCAGUGUACUUACACUUGAUCCAGUGAAGACAACUGAUGCUAGACAAUAUUACUGUCAAGCAACAAUUCUAGUGUUUGGCACUGUAGAUCGUGUUAACAGAGAUUUAACUGUUCAAAUAUCACCUCCCAGUGUAUCAAUAAUUGCUGAUCCUCCAACUGGUCAAAUAUAUGAGAGCACUGGCUACUUUCUAACUUGUACAGCUACAGUAAACACUACAAUAGUGAAUACACCAGUAACUGCUAGUGUAGUAUGGACUGAUCCUAGUGGUAAUGUAAUACCAACUAAUGAAGCAAGACGUCAAGUGAUACCUCCAACUGGUAACAGUCUUGUAAGUAUGCUAUUGUUUCUACCUAUUGAUACUGGUCUUAAUAAUGAUGGAGGAACAUAUACCUGUCAAAUGAUUAUCAAUUCUGGUAACUCAUUAAUAACAUCAAGCCAACCUACUAAUACUACUCUUACUGUUACUAUUGAAAGUCUUCCUCCAAUGACAGUAAAUUUCUCAUCAGUUGGUUCAGUUGAAGUUGGUCAGAGUCUAACUUUAACAUGUACCAUAACAACAGUUGAGAGAUUAGUAGUAACACCAAUGGUUACUUUCAUUAAAAUGAAUGAUACAGAUAUGGAAAUGCUCUCUAACUUAAAUAGACCAUACAGUAUCACAACAGAUGAUACUGGUUCAGGUUCAGUUACUAACUAUACUCUAAUACUGGAUCCAGUGAGGUUUGAAGAUGCUGGAAUGUAUACAUGUAUGGCUGAGUUUAAUGUAACUGGUGCGAAUGAUACCAAUGAUCCUAGCACUGCUACUUAUGAUUAUCGAGAGGAUAGUGAUGUCUUUAAUUUAACUGUUGACUUUCCACCAGUGAUUGUUACUAUAUCAAAAGAAUGUGAUGAUACAUUAUAUGCAGGGACAUCAUUCUUCAUUAAAUGUGACAUAAUGUUAGAUCCAUUAGUUACUAUACCAGUGACUGUCACUAAUCAAUGGACACGUGAUGGUACUAAUGUUCCUAUGGGUUCAUCUGAUGCUACUAUUACUGAGGGUCUCAAUAUGAUCAAUACAUUACAUUAUAAUACAACAUUAAUGUUCUAUCCAUUGGAUAAUGCUGAUGAUAGUGGAAUGUAUACUUGUAAUGUUGAAGUGACUGCUCCUAAUAGUUAUACAUAUCUCAGGAAUACAUCAGCUAGUGCUAAUACUUCUAUAACAGUAUUGGCUACUCCAAGGCCAGUAGUAGAGAUAGUAACUAUGGGUAUUGCUGAACCUGGUAAAGAAUACAUGUUAAAUUGUACAGUGACAGUUGUUGAUAGACUCAUAGUCUCACCAGUGAUAACAUGGACUAAGAGAUCAGCUAACAAUGUUAUUGGUGUACCUCCAGAUCUUAUGACUGUAUCUAAUGUAAUGAGUUCUCUUUAUUUGAACUUCUCUUCUCUCAAUACUUCUGAUGCUGGUCUGUAUACUUGUGAAGCAUUCAUUAAUGUUAGUCAGAUAUUUAUGGUUGCUUGGGGUAAUGACACAUCAAACUUACCUACAAAAAUUCCCAUUCCAUUUGUUGAUGUGAGUCGAUCAAGAGAGAAUUAUUUCUUAGCUGGCAGUAACCUGAUACUAACAUGUGAUAUCAGUGUUGAUUCUAAUGUUGAUACGUCAUUCACUGUUGAUGUAACCUGGAAUAUGAUCAAUCAACAAAUCAUGAGUAGUGGUGAUAAUGGAGAUAAAAUUAAUCCUAAUUUAAUGAUGCUCACUGAUACAAAUCGUGUUAAUACCAGCUCUGGUCUGGAAAUAUCAUGUCCUGAUUCAGACCCAUAUGAUAACUUCACUCUUACCUGCACAGCCACUAAACCAACCAUAGUAAUACCAAACCUGGUAGUAGCAUGGACACAUAAUGGUACAAUAGUAACUGGUACUGUGACUACUACUGGAGAGGACACUUUGACUACCACUGUUACUAAUAUAUUGAGUUUUAAUGCCAGUAGGCCUUCUGAUUCUGGCACUUAUAGAUGUACUGCUAGUAUUACUAUACCUGAUUCAACUGAUAUCACUACUAGUGAGGAAAGUACUGUAGCUAUAAGACCUCAGAGCCUACCUGUUUCUGCUAUUAAUGUAACAGCUACUCCAGGAACAACUACUGCUGCUAUAUCAUUCAUAAUACCUAAAAUUGCCUAUACACCUGAAACCUACAGUGUUAAGUACACUGGAGCAAUUUCACAAACAACACAAGCAACUUCUAUCAUAAGAAUGAGCUCUUAUGACAUCACUGCAAUUAACCAAGAAUUUACAAUCAUGUUAAAUGGUCUUGAGGAAGAUAACACUUAUACAUAUACAGUUGAUUCUACCAAUUGUCUUGGUACCACUAGUACUGUAGAGAUGAGCUUCAGAACACUUCCAACAUUGCCCAUUGCUUCUCCAAUGGAUUGUGCUAAUAUAACAUUUCUACCAAGUAAUGUCACACUUACCUGGACUGCACCAGCACUAAUAGAUCAAAAUGGGGCACCAGUUGGUUAUAAUUUAACAUGUAUGAAUACUAAUGGUGUAUCAAUCAAUGGAUUGAGCCCAACACAAACUUCAACAAACACAAUGUUCACUAUUACUGAUGUUAUGCCUUUUACUGGUUACACUUGUGAUCUGUCAUUUAUUAAUGUAGUAGGAGAAGGACCCUCUACCCAGUGUACUUUUGAAACAGCUACAGGAAGAACACUACCAGACAUUCCUAGUUCACUUCUUCUGGUAGUGUCUUCAGUUGUCAUUAAUAGUUUAACAGUAGCUUAUACUGUACCAGUUCUUAAUGAAACUACUAUCAAUAUAACAUGGAGUCCACCAUCUCAUCCUAAUGGAGAAAUCACUGGAUUUAUUGUUAGAAUAGCUACUGAUGCUAUUACUAGUCCUAAUAAUGUUCCAUUUGUCCAUGAUAAAGCAUCAUACUCUUUAAUAUAUGGAGGAUUAAAGGCAAAAGUACCUUAUUAUGUGUCAGUUGUAGCAGUUAAUCAGGUUGGUGAAGGAAAUUCAGCUACUGCUAUUGUCUUCACUAAAGCUGACAGUAGUGUUAUAGUAUCACCAUCAAAUGUACAAGCAAUGAGAAUAGGAGAAACAAUAGUGUUAUCAUGGGAUCCAGUGACACUUGAAGAAGCUAAAGGAUUCUUUGUAUACAGUAUCAGAUUAACUCCUGAUGAUGGUAGCACUAGCAGUACAUUAAGACAAACUAAUACAAGAACUAUAUCAGUAGCUUAUGAUACCACAUCAGUUAAUAUAACUGAUACUGAACCACAGUUAGCUUAUACUGUGAGUAUUAGUGUAUUGCUAUUGAGUGAUGUAGGACUAAUUGAAGGACCGGCAUUUUAUGUUUCUUUAACAAUGUCACCUACUAAUGAAGGUAGUACUGAUGGUGGUGUUGUUUUAACAGCAGUAUUGGUCCCAACCUUAAUCACAAUGAUUUCAGUUGUACUGCUGGUAGUUGUGUGCAUCAUUACUGCAGUGUUGUACAAAAACAAGUCCAGAAAGUCUAAUAUAAGUAAAGCUAAUGAACUGAAUGUGGCACCUAAUAAAGGAUAUGGUUUAGUGGCUAUGACUGGUACUCCUGCUGCACAAAAUAAUGAAGGAGUGUAUGAGAAGAUUGAUGAAUAUUUAUAUGAACCAACAAAUGAUGAAGUUGUGCAGCAAGAGGGAGAGAAUACUCCAGUUGUAGGAGAUAGUGCUGAUAAUAUAGCAACAGCCAACUGUCCUGCAUACGAUACUCCUAUUACUACUGCUCCAGUUCCUAGUGUUAAUCAAGGAGGGGAUCAAGUGAGAGAGGAUGAAGAAUAUGAAAAUAUGCUUUAAACAUUAUUUUGUUGACAAUAAAGUGAUGAACUAUUAUAGUCUUGAGCUUUGGUAUUUUUUGAUGUAAUUAGCACAAUUUUAUUAAGG